AUGAAUCGUUCACCAGGAAACUUGCUUACCUGUUUUUUAAAUUUUUCAAAUGAAGUCAUUUAUGAAAUAUUCGAAUAUCUCGAUUUUUAUGAUAUUGAUCAAACUUUUUUAAAACUUAAUAUUCGAUAUCAUAGUCUUAUUAAUAAUCCAAUAUUUUAUAUUAAAAUAAAUAUCUCAUCAAUGUCUAAAAACGCUUUUGAAUCUUAUUGUAAACAUAUUCUUAUUCCUUAUCAAAAUCGUAUCCAUUCAAUCAAUUUAGCAAAUUUAUUUAGUUUUUAUUUAUUAUCGUCACCAUUUCGUACUCUAUCACGAUUUCCUCGACUUGAAAUACUUGUUCUUUAA
Messenger RNA from Rotaria sp. Silwood1, 342 nucleotides. The record is from the annotation of a GenBank genome assembly. Lineage: Eukaryota; Metazoa; Rotifera; Eurotatoria; Philodinida; Philodinidae.